Messenger RNA from Schizosaccharomyces japonicus yFS275, 450 nucleotides. RefSeq names its product 60S ribosomal protein L33. Bases 72 to 398 code for a protein of 108 amino acids. Gene Ontology annotation, molecular function: structural constituent of ribosome. The transcript is spliced from 2 exons. Gene Ontology annotation, biological process: translation. NCBI's taxonomy places the organism in Eukaryota, Fungi, Ascomycota, Schizosaccharomycetes, Schizosaccharomycetales, Schizosaccharomycetaceae. The record is from RefSeq and is a predicted model, not a curated record. Gene Ontology annotation, cellular component: ribonucleoprotein complex; ribosome.
CUCUUUUUGACGUCGAAAAACACAAUCUUCUUUGCGACUCUGUCAACGUAGCUUCGACACAACACUGCAAAAUGCCUGCUCAAGGACACAGACUGUACGUUAAGGCCAAGCACCUCUCUUUCCAACGCAGCAAGUGCAACAUUCGCCCUGGUACCUCCUUGGUGAAGGUUGAGGGUUGCGACUCCAAGGAGGCUGCUCAAUUCUACUUGGGCAAGCGUAUCUGUUAUGUCUACAAGAGUGCCAAGGCCGUCCGUGGAUCUAAGAUUCGUGUUAUCUGGGGUACUAUCGCUCGUCCUCACGGUAACUCUGGUGUUGUCCGUGCUCGCUUCACUCACAACCUUCCCUCGAAGACUUUCGGAGCUUCUCUCAGAGUCAUGCUUUACCCCUCUAACAUUUAAAUAAAAUAUCGAGUGUAUGGUGAAGCUAACACAUAAAAUUUUUCGUUGCUGA